UUAUGUUUCAUCGGAAUGGUUGGAUAAUCCGUACCAGGGGGCCAACAACAGACAGCCAUGGUCUUCCUCGGGACGCGCCAGUGCCCUCAGCCAACCAGAUCUCACAACAUACAGCGGUAUGGACAGAGCCACCGCAGAUCCCUUAGAGUAUGCACACAUGCCCCGCAGCCAGUCAGCUCUACCCACUGCAGAUAGUGAUGAUGUAGGUGGCGAGGCUCUGACAAGGAGACAGGUUCAGAAGUUCAAG
Candidula unifasciata is the source of this 247-nucleotide messenger RNA. Lineage: Eukaryota; Metazoa; Mollusca; Gastropoda; Stylommatophora; Geomitridae. The record is from the annotation of a GenBank genome assembly.